Molecule: messenger RNA, 1426 nt
Organism: Theobroma cacao (cacao)
Lineage: Eukaryota; Viridiplantae; Streptophyta; Magnoliopsida; Malvales; Malvaceae
Product: basic helix-loop-helix (bHLH) DNA-binding superfamily protein
Biological process (GO): regulation of transcription by RNA polymerase II
Cellular component (GO): nucleus
Molecular function (GO): protein dimerization activity; RNA polymerase II cis-regulatory region sequence-specific DNA binding; DNA-binding transcription factor activity, RNA polymerase II-specific
Source: RefSeq, a predicted model, not a curated record
AUUCACACAUUUUCCCCUUUUUCAAAAUUUUCUUUGUUGGAUUUUCCUUACACAAAUCUCUUUAUUUUAUUGCUUUCAAAAACCUUAUAAAGACUCUUUCACAAACCCCAUUUCUUCUCCCUCUUCUUCCCAAACCUCUUCUUUUACAUGCACACACUCUUUCUUGGCUUCUCUGAGCCUUCAGCAGUGUUGGGUUUAAGCCAACUUUUGCAGUUUUUGGAUUAAAUUUUUUUUAUUCUUCAUUGAGCUUUUCAGCUUUUAGACGCAAGACCUGACAAGUUUUGGCGAUAAAGUUUCAGUUUUAGCCUUAAAAAAAGUUUGCUGUUUUUGAUGUUCUGUUGAAGAAAGAUAGAACUGAACUGACUUUUGGACUUUGGGGUGUUAAUGAUUUUUGUUGAAAAUAAUGAAAGUUGAAGCAUAAAGCCUUCAACUUUGGCUUUUCCCUUAUAAAGUUUUUGUUGAAUUUGGGUGUUUUCUUGCGUUGGGUCUUGAAGAUUUUUGACGUGUAGUGUAAGGCUUGAGAUUUUGCUUUGAGCUGUUUUGGCAAUGCAGACUUUAUGUUCUUGUGAAGAAGGGAUAGAGAUCGGAAAGAUUAUGGAAAACAAAAGGGGCCCUUGCUCUGUUGACCAUAGCAGUUUCACUUCUUUGGCAUCCAAACGGCAAAAGGCUGAUCUAUCGAUCUCCACAAAGGAUAGGAAAGAGAAGCUUGGUGAACGCAUUGUCGCUCUGCAGCAGCUUGUUUCACCAUAUGGAAAGACCGAUACUGCUUCUGUCCUCCUAGAGGCAAUGGAGUACAUACGAUUUCUUCAUGAACAAGUCAAGGUGUUAAGUGCUCCAUAUCUCCAAACAGCACCAACAAACAAUAUGCAGGAUGUAGAGCAUUAUAGCCUGAGAAGCCGAGGUUUAUGCCUUGUUCCAAUCUCUUGUACUGCUGGAGUUGCUCGCAGCAAUGGUGCGGAUAUUUGGGCACCCAUCAAGACCACAUCUCCUAAGUUUGAAAAGGCUAUCUCACAAUUCAAUUGACAUUUUAUUUCACAGCAACUGGAAGGCUUUUAAAUCCACUAGAAUUGGUUUAGAAGGUAACCAACUUAUUGUUGAAUGCACAAAAUUUUCCCAGGCAAAUGCAACUUUGUAACAGAAAUUUAUAGCGUGAUGCACUAAGGUAGGAUGUUGGUAGGCAAAAUUACUAGUCUUUGAUUGGGAGAAUUGUGUAUCUAAAUGCAGCCUUGCACCUUUGUAGUUUUAAGCUGGUGCUGGGAACAAGCUGCAUUCAAGCUAUUCAAUUACAAAAUCUUCUUGCUCUCUCCUGAUCAAGUCAUGUAAAAUGUAUAUUGAUGAACCUGAGUUGAAUAACUGCUUUAAAUUGUAACUAUGAAUAUAGGAAGGAAUUCCAUGGUUAAUAUAGCCCUCUCUUUUUAAGGGAUCA